Messenger RNA from Protomyces lactucae-debilis, 1736 nucleotides. Its product is annotated as glycosyl transferase. Gene Ontology annotation, molecular function: dolichyl pyrophosphate Man9GlcNAc2 alpha-1,3-glucosyltransferase activity. The record is from RefSeq and is a predicted model, not a curated record. Gene Ontology annotation, cellular component: endoplasmic reticulum membrane. The transcript is spliced from 3 exons. Bases 87 to 1538 code for a protein of 483 amino acids. Lineage: Eukaryota; Fungi; Ascomycota; Taphrinomycetes; Taphrinales; Protomycetaceae. Gene Ontology annotation, biological process: protein N-linked glycosylation.
UGGCUCUGGGCGAUCUUUUGACGUGCGACGACGCGCUCAGUUGCAAGUUGAGCCUGAGGCAGGAGACAUUGAGGUGUAUGCAGUAGAUGAAGCAGCUAGAGAAGCACAAGACGCCACUAGAGCGGAUUGUCGCUCCCUUGGCAACGCAAAGCAAUGCGCAUCUAGUUGUCCCUGCCAUUCUGGUGGUAGCUUAUAUGGCGCGACUUGCAGUGAGCUUUGGCUCUUAUUCUGGACAAGGCGUCUCGCCAAUGCAUGGCGACUUUGAAGCACAGAGGCACUGGCUUGAAUUGACGCAGCAUCUGCCCAUGAGAGAGUGGUAUUUCUACGACUUGCAGUAUUGGGGCCUGGACUAUCCGCCAUUGACGGCCUUUCACUCUUAUGCACUCGGGAAGAUAGGCUCUCUGCUCAAUGAAGAUUGGUUCACCCUGGAUACAUCGCGCGGUAUUGAGACGUACGGCGUCAAGCUCUUUAUGCGUCACUCUGUGAUUGCUUCAGAGCUGCUUACUUACAUUCCCGCUGUUUUGCUCUUUUCUUCCCUGAACAAGGACACGGUACUACAUCGUACGGUAACGACACUGACGGUACUCUUACAGCCUGCAGUCCUGCUUAUUGACCAUGGUCAUUUCCAGUACAAUACAGUCAUGCUUGGGUUGAUGACUGCGAGUCUCUACUUUAUGAUGCAGGGCAAAGUCAAUCUCGCCGCAGGUGCCUAUGUGGCGUGCUUAGCAUUCAAGCAAAUGGGCUUGUACUAUGCACCUGUCGUGUUUGCGUACCUGCUCUCCGUUACGUAUCAACAACCUCAUCGGUUUGUGUUACUAGGGAUGACAACGGUCGCGGCAUUUGCCCUGUUCUUUGGCCCAUUCCUGCUGGUUGGCGGUGUCUCUGGUUUACAGCAAGUCAUCAUUCGCAUGUUCCCCUUUGGACGAGGACUCUUUGAAGACAAGGUGGCUAAUCUCUGGUGUGCCAUCAACGUUGUAUACAAGCUCAAGGCGCACAUUAAGGGAGAGACGCUUCAAAGGAUGAGUCUGCUGUUCACCCUUCUCGGUGUUUUGCCUGCAAGCAUUAAAGUCUUUCUCAAACCACAACCCAAGGUCCUCUUGCUGGCCACAUCCAGCUGUGCCUGGGCCUUCUUUCUCUUUUCAUUCCAAGUGCAUGAAAAGUCUGUGCUGCUGCCCUUGCUACCCACAACGUUGCUGCUCUACUCGUCGCACUUGUACAAGAGCUGGAUUGGCUACAUCAAUAUUGUGGCCAUCUUUUCGCUCUGGCCUUUGCUCAAUAAGGACGGACUUGGCUUGCAAUAUGCUGUGCUCAGCUUGUUGUGGAUCUGGCUCUGCGGUUUCGGUCAGUCAACCGAGUCGAUGCCAAUUCGUGCCUUUCACUAUGCAACGUACCUGGCCAUGGUCGCGUGUCAUGCACUAGAGCCAUUUUUUGCGGUCUCUCAUUUGCCUGAUCUAUGGACUGUUGCCAAUGCUCUCGUCAGCUUUGGUGCCUUUGCUGCGUUCUACCUCUGGACACUCUACCAACUCUUGCUCAGCUAGGACCGGGUCAUUCGGCGUUCCCCACACUGCCGGAGGAAUAAGAAAUAAUUCGUGGGCAGUUCGAGUUGUAACCCAAAAACCAAAACUCAAAAGUCUCAAAUCGCCCCGAUCUCGAAUACGUCAUGGGGCAAAAAGCAGGCACAAGACCGGAUGACAAGCGACUACUUCUAAUAGCCAAGGCCCCUCCUACAAACACAA